AUGGUUUGCCUCUAGCAGCCUGUUACAACUGCAGCUUAAAGCUUACAACCAUUUGCUCUGAACAUUUUAUAACCAAGAGCUCAUCGACAUCAGUGGUAAGAUCUUUUAAGGGACCUAAAGAAAAAGCUCACCUUUUGGACAAAAAUAAUAAAUGCACAUUUUUUUGCAGGUAAAAAAAUGUGCAUUUAUUAUUUUUGUACAAAGGAGCCUCACACCUUCAAGGUUACCAUUGUUAAGCAGUUUAACAAUUUCCUCCUUUUUUUUUUUUUUUUUUUUUUUU
Molecule: messenger RNA, 280 nt
Organism: Staurois parvus
Lineage: Eukaryota; Metazoa; Chordata; Amphibia; Anura; Ranidae
Source: the annotation of a GenBank genome assembly